AAAAUAAAAUCGCGUCGCCACCGGACCCCGCUCCGCUUCGCUUCCUCCCACCCAAGGGCAACACAAGGCACCCACGCCGCCGCGGCGAUCCCACACCUGCAGAUCGAGCGGCGCGGCGCGGCGGCCGGAGGGAGAUGAGGAAGCGCGAGAGGGAGAACCCGUGCGGGGUCUGCGGGCACUACCACAAGUGCGAGGAAGGGGAGAUAUGCGGGGUCUGCGGCCACAGGCCGGCCGCGGCGGACGCGGUGGCCCCGGCGAGGGUCGACUCCGCCUUCCCCUCCGAGGUGCUCAAGGGCUUCCUCUUCCUCGGCAGCUACGACAACGCCUCCCGCUCCGAGGUCCUGAAGACGCUCAACAUCACCCACAUCCUCAACACUGUGCCGGAUUGCCAUAAUCUUUACCGGAAUUCAUUCACUUACCACUGCCUCCAAGAUGAUAAAACAUUGGAUUUUGAUGGUGCUACUCAGUUUCUAGAGCAAUGUGAAAGAGGGGCUUCACGUGUUCUUGUCCAUUGCAUGUCUGGGAAAAACAGGUCAGCUGCUGUGGUUACAGCCUUCUUGAUGAAGUCUAGAGGGUGGAGACUUGCACCGUCUCUCCAGUGGGUAAAAGAUCGACGGCCACAGGUCCAAAUAACAGAAGCUUCUCAGUGUCAGCUUGUUGAGUAUGAACAGAAGCUCUUUGGACCCAGUGCUGGCUCGCCAGCUCAGACCACGGUCCUAACCGACUCAUUUCCUUCACUUGGAUUUGGUUUCCCACAACCAUCAGGUGACAUCCAAGUGCCUGCGUUCAACCAGACUCCUGUGCCAUCCAUUUUCGAGCGAGCCGGCCCAAACAAUGUUCCCAGUAACUUCACUUUCGGAGCCGAGGGUUCAAUGGGAGUGGGAGUCGGCCCUGCCGCAGGGAUCAGCAAUGGCGCAGUCACCCCAGCUUCGACGGAUAACCAGAUGGACAGCUCUUAAGAUGACUUUUAACAUGUCGCAUAUCACUUGGGACGGAUGCAUGUUACUCUUAGGCCUAUCGAAUAUGUCACUGCAUGUUUAGCUUUCACUUGGUAUGGGUGCGUGGGUCUAUCGAAUAUGUCAUUGGAUGUUUAGCUUUCACCAGAUUGAGAAAUGGUCCUGGCAAACCUUUGGGGUUAUAUCUUACAGUAUAUGGCAGUAGACUUGGCACUCGGCAGUUCACUAUGGCUGUGGACCUGUGGUUGGUGGCUUAUACUAUUUCUGUUACCUGCA
This is a messenger RNA of Triticum dicoccoides, 1232 nucleotides long. RefSeq names its product protein-tyrosine-phosphatase IBR5-like. Lineage: Eukaryota; Viridiplantae; Streptophyta; Magnoliopsida; Poales; Poaceae. Gene Ontology annotation, biological process: protein dephosphorylation; negative regulation of MAP kinase activity; abscisic acid-activated signaling pathway. The coding region runs from base 135 to 959 and encodes 274 amino acids. The transcript is spliced from 5 exons. The record is from RefSeq and is a predicted model, not a curated record. Gene Ontology annotation, molecular function: MAP kinase phosphatase activity. Gene Ontology annotation, cellular component: nucleus.